CCACUGUGUGGUCCCACAUGUGUUAAAAAGUCAAUACUGCAUUUGGAUCGAGCUUCAAGAAUAAUAAUAACACAUGUGUAGUAACUGUAGCUUGUUGGAAGAGCAAAUAUGAUAAAAAAUGAUCAUCUUUAAUGUGGAUGAAUCAUCUCAUAUUAUCAAAUGAGAUGUUUAAACUUGGGGCUUUUCAUAAAGCACUUCACCAUAAACACUCAGUGCCUGCCGCCGCCGGCGAGACCGUCCACUUUCCCCACAACGUACAUGACGACUAACGGCGCCCUGAGUGACAAAAUGGCCACGGACAACUUGGAGAUGAACAGUGAUGCUGACCGAAACGGCGAGGCGGAGGUGUCACUGCGAGGAUGGCCGAAGAAGAAGCAAAGGGAACCCUUGAACAUGAACCAUUACGCCAAUAAGAAGAGUGCAGCAGAAAGCAUGCUGGACGUGGCUCUACUGAUGGCUAAUGCCUCACAGCUGAAGGCUGUGCUGCAGCAAGGGCCUGAUUUCAGCUUCUACGUGCCCCUCAUUACUCUCAUUACCAUCUCGCUCGUCCUACAAAUAGUGGUGGGUGUUAUGCUCAUCUUCAUAGUGAAGUGGAACCUGAACGAUGAGAGCAUGCACUACAAGCUGAACAUCCUGGAAAACCUGUCCACGGCGUUUGUCUUCAUCAUAGUUGUGGUCAACGUCUUCAUCACGGCCUUUGGUGUCCAGAGACCCAUCGACAGUAACUAACUCUAAGUCUUCACAUCAUCGUCUUACUAUCGAUGGACCUGCCGUUUAUUUUGUAUAAAUGGACACCACAUUAAAGGCGCAUUUGCUAUUCUGCAGUCGUAUCUGCCAGAGACCAAACGUACUCCGAGGAUCAGGUGACAUUUUCUGCACUGUGUGUGUGUGUGCUUGUAUUUGUUACCUCUUUAUGACCUUUUUGUAUAAACUCUGACCUUGUCAGGACCAGUAGUCUUCUUUUGGAGACCAAACGCUGGUGCUAAUGAGGCAGAACCUAAUAUCCGAGGAACUAGAUAAGUGUAGGGCUACGAUUAGGUUAAAGUUAGAGCUAGGCAUUCAUUGUUUAUGUAGGUCAAGGUUCGGGAUAACACGAGUGAACCUGUGUGUGUGUGUGUGUUAAAUGGGGUCCCGUUUGUGUCUUAUCACGGCUACGAACAAAUACGUUGUUUUUAUUUCACAUGGCAAUCCUCCCUCGUCUUACCUCAUAUCGUGCUCAGGGUACUGAUGCAAAUAAAAGAUUGCCUUCACUUAGGAAACUAACAUAUCAGGAGUAGUAUUCUGUGUGUGUGUGUGUGUGUGUGUGUCGGUCAAAAUCACUGUGAAUGUUUCCUGAAAGAAAAAACCCAACAUUUAUUGUUAUUAGGAAAUAUCACUUUGUACAAAUGUGUUAGUGUUACUCUCGUCUGUGUGUACAAUUUUAGAAGAAGAGUUAUAUAUAUAUAUACAUAUACAUGUAUAUACAUAGAUAUAUAGAUAUAUCUAUGUAUAUACAUAUAUAGAUAUAUAUAAUCACCACAGCUUUAUCCAAAUGUAAUUUCUGACAUGGAGUAAAACAGCGGCCAUUUUGGCUCAACUGCUGCUCUCGGCAUUACAAUGGCUUCAUUAUGGAGGCAGAUUUACAGUAACUUACUAACUUAAACCUUACGUUUUUUGUUGUUGUUUUUAAGCUCUAUGCAAAGCCUGACGUGUAAUGUUUAAACUGAUAUUUAUGCAUGCAAGAAUCAUGUAUAUUGUAUACUUUCUGUCUCUUUUAUGAUUUUUUUGAUCACAUUAUUUUUGUAUAGGACCAAAGUGUUUUUCAUAGCUUUUGUUCAAUGAUCUUGGAUUGCACACUGGAUUAUUUGAAAUACAUUUUUAUAAAUAAAUGUACACACACGUUA
Messenger RNA from Solea senegalensis (Senegalese sole), 1883 nucleotides. RefSeq names its product ninjurin 1 (gene ninj1). Gene Ontology annotation, cellular component: membrane. The transcript is spliced from 4 exons. NCBI's taxonomy places the organism in Eukaryota, Metazoa, Chordata, Actinopteri, Pleuronectiformes, Soleidae. Gene Ontology annotation, biological process: cell adhesion; tissue regeneration. The record is from RefSeq and is a predicted model, not a curated record. The coding region runs from base 160 to 729 and encodes 189 amino acids.